AUCAUCUUACUCAUGAAAUCACUGAGUCUCACACCAACCAACAAUCAACAACAAGAACUUAGCCACAUACAUACAGAAUACAGAUUAAUAACCCAACCACAUGCCAAACACCACUGAAGAAUUCCAUAACAACAACUGCUUCGAGUCUCUCCAUGUUUCCCUUCGCAACCUCUCCCAACUCAGCACCCGAAUGGAUUCCCUUCAAAGCUUCCUGUCCCAUUCCAUCCAAUCCCACACUCUCCUCACUCACCACCAAAUGAGCACAGUCUCCAACGAGAUCCUAACCGCCAUUCGCCACGUCAUCACCAACAGCGCCGCCCUCGUCGCCGCCUCGGGAAACGUGCUUCCUCUCUCGGAGACUCCGACUUUGGACUCUCCGAACCUCAACAACAACAACAGCAACGACAACGUGGUGGAGCUCGACGCGAUGGAGCUGCUGGCGAAGCACCUUCACUUCUGCGAGGUGUGCGGGAAAGGCUUCACGCGCGACGCGAAUCUGAGAAUGCACAUGCGCGCGCACGGGGACGAGUUCAAGACCCCGGAGGCACUCGCCAACAAGGCGCGUGGGGAGACGCGCCUCAAGGCGGCGCGGUUUUCGUGCCCCUUGGAGGGGUGCAACCGUAACAAGACGCACAAGAAGUUCAGGCCGUUGAAGUCGGUGUUCUGUCUGAGGAACCACUUCAAGAGGAGCCACUGUCCCAAAACGCUGUCGUGCCAGCGGUGUCGGAAGAAGAGCUUCGCGGUGCUGUCGGACUUGAGGAGCCACGUCAAGCAGUGUCGGGGAGAGGCCACGUGGAAGUGCUCAUGCGGGACUACGUUUUCGAGGAAGGACAAGCUGUUGGGACACGUGGCGCUGUUCGAGGGGCAUUCGCCGAUGCUUGAAGAGGAGGCCCCAGUGGCAGUGGCGGUGAAGGAAAGUGAGGGUGGUUUGGAUGGGUUACCUGAAGGGUUCUUUGAUGGUUUGGAUGAAUUUGGAUUUGGAUCCAUUCAAAACAACUGUUCACAUGCAGGAGCAAGCUUAGCCUUAGGGCUUCCCUCAAAUAAUUUAUAUGCAUGGGAACUCUCUUUUUCUAAUUUAAUCUAGAAGCUAAAUAAUCAAAUUCAACACUGAAAAGUGUGAUAUAAUGUAAUC
This is a messenger RNA of Glycine soja, 1132 nucleotides long. Its product is annotated as protein SENSITIVE TO PROTON RHIZOTOXICITY 2-like. Lineage: Eukaryota; Viridiplantae; Streptophyta; Magnoliopsida; Fabales; Fabaceae. The record is from RefSeq and is a predicted model, not a curated record. Bases 101 to 1084 code for a protein of 327 amino acids. The transcript has a single exon. Gene Ontology annotation, biological process: response to aluminum ion; response to acidic pH.